CACCGCACUCCCAAUUCUCAGCCUCAAAUCAUUUCCCAUACCGCCGCAAUGACCAAGCUCUCCACCACUCCUCCUCCUCCGUCGCCGCCGCCGAUCGUCAUCAGGGAAGUCUGGGCCUCCAACCUGGAAUCCGAAUUCGACCUCAUCCGCGCCGCAAUCGACGAGUUCCCUUUCAUCUCCAUGGACACCGAGUUCCCGGGCGUCGUCUUCAAGCCGUUCAACAACAACCACUCCUCCUACCGCCACCGAAACCCCUCCGACCACUACAAGCUCCUGAAAUCCAACGUGGACGCGCUCAAUCUCAUCCAGGUCGGCCUCACCCUCUCCGACUCCGACGGCAACCUGCCGGAUCUGGGCACCGGAGCGGCGCAGAGGUUCAUCUGGGAGUUCAAUUUCAGGGACUUCGACGUGGAUCGCGACUCCCACGCGCCGGACUCCAUCGAGCUGCUGAGGCGGCAGGGGAUCGAUUUCGCGAGGAACAGGGCCGAAGGAGUUGACUCGGGUCGGUUCGCCGAGCUGAUGAUGGCGUCCGGUUUGGUCUGUAAUGAGUCGGUCAGCUGGGUGACGUUCCACAGCGCGUACGAUUUCGGGUACCUGGUCAAGAUCCUGACCCGGAGGUCGCUGCCCGGCGGGCUGGAGGAGUUCUUGGGCCUUUUGCGGGUGUUUUUUGGGCGGCGGGUUUAUGACGUGAAGCAUAUGAUGAGGUUCUGUGAUAGCUUGUAUGGUGGGCUGGACCGGGUGGCGCGGACGCUGGAGGUGGGCCGGGCCGUGGGGAAGUGUCACCAGGCCGGGUCGGAUAGCUUGCUGACUUGGCACGCGUUUCAGAAGAUGAGGGAUGUGUUCUUUGUUAAGGAUGGGCCGGAAAAGCAUGCGGGGGUGUUGUAUGGGCUAGAGGCCUUUUGAUAAAUAUAUAUACACACAGUUUAAUUGAUUGAUUAAUUCCGACUUGAAUUGAAUUGAUUCAUUUGAUAUGCUUUUGAAAAGAUCAGAUCAUUUGUUUUGUGGUGAAAAAACUUGGCCCCCUGUCAAAUUUAAAUAGGCUUUAUUAAAAAUAUCUGAAUAACAUGACUCUUACAAAGUUGACAAAUAUUCAUAAGAUUCAAAUAGUAUUAAACGUAUGGGGUCAACAUCCUCCAUUAUGUUGAUAGAGAAGAUACUCUUUUACCACAUUAUCAUACUUACGAACUAACAUGAAUUCAUGCCAAUUCAAUCACCCUCUAACUUGUCUAAAUCAAGAGUCCUUUUCGUACAAGCAAAUAAAUAACAUUGCUGCCCUAAUCACUUGACGGAAACAUACAUUACCUACAAUACACCUAUAUAAAAAAUCUUUCAGCUGCCUUUCAUGGACAAGCUCGACCAAAUUGAUUUUCAGACUUAAAAAAAAAGUCCACCCUAGUGUUGACACACUUUGCCACUCAAAAGUACUUCAUGAACCAUUUAAUUUGCCAAACCAUCUCCUUCUACGACUAUGAAUAUGAUAUUAUGUCAAGAACCAGUUGGUAGUACCAAUAACUCGAGUGCUUGGAGUUUGCAUGGGCACAGGUCCAAACACCAUGUGCUUAACAGAAACAGAUGGGGGUCAUCGGGAUUCAAACAGGAGGCCUCAAGGUCACAGAAGGCUCUGAUAUCAUAUCAAGACCCAGUUGGUCCCAAUAACUCGAAUUGUUGAGAGAGGUUUAAUCGUGGAUCAUAUACCUUUUACUAACAGAUUCUGCAUCAAGAGCUAGCCCAAGUUUCUUGCAGAUCAUUGCUUUCACGACUACUCGAGAUCGUGGGAAAGGCUAGUGUUCGAGAUUGCAGGCGCCACAAGGUCGAUACUCGAGGCGACCAAGCUUCCUGUCCCGAACUGCAUGGUGGUGGAAAUGGUGGAGGCGUUAGAGCUAGAUUGGUCGACGGAAGAGGUAGCAGAGUUGUUAUAAUAUGGUACUUGAAGAUGAACACAAAGGAAAACUGGUGCUACAUAGUUGAAGACUUCGUAGAGAUAUUUACUGGUUCUUCUAACUCGUCUCGUUUGUAGCAGUAACACUACUAGUCUACUACGAUAGUUAUCACUUGAAGUCAGAUUAUCUUCAUGGUGUAUGAGUUUAUAUACACAUUUGUUUUUUUUCCCCCCGGCUUGUUGUAACAUUUUUCUUUUCAUGUUGAAUUAGGGGUUAGGUUAUCAGGAGAAGCUGUUUUUAUAUAUGUCUUCUCAACCUCUGUAAAUUUUCGUGUGCGUGAAUUAGGUAACAUACAUCAUGUUAGGAAAUCACUUAAAGCUACGUUUUCUUUACUUAUUUCGCAUUGUCAUUUUAUCGUUCCGUUCUAACAGUAACAACUAGUACCAAACUAAACUAUAAUUUUUUCAAGAUAGUUUUUUUUUAAAUUUAUCCAAAAUAAGCUCACACGGCAUGACCGAACAACGAAAUUAUAAGACAUAAUAAUAAAGACUGAUAGUUCAUAUGCGACCAGACUCCCAAUAAAAGAGUCUUUUUUAC
Linum trigynum is the source of this 2477-nucleotide messenger RNA. The record is from the annotation of a GenBank genome assembly. Lineage: Eukaryota; Viridiplantae; Streptophyta; Magnoliopsida; Malpighiales; Linaceae.